Molecule: messenger RNA, 180 nt
Organism: Prunus armeniaca (apricot)
Lineage: Eukaryota; Viridiplantae; Streptophyta; Magnoliopsida; Rosales; Rosaceae
Source: the annotation of a GenBank genome assembly
AUGAUGUUUGUAGCUUUAGAUAAGGCUGGUGAAGAAGUCGAAUGGCUAAGAAUUUUUUUGAAGGAUAUACCUAUUUGGCCUAAGCCUGUAAUGGCUGUUUGUAUACAUUGUGAUUGUAUGGCUGCUCAAGCAAGGGCUAAAACUAAUGUAUACAAUGGAAAGUCUAGACAUAUUAGAUGA